CCCACAUACCUCCCAUCAACUCCAGGAAACAUGGCGGAGGUCAGGGAGUGUGCGGGAAGGAGAGCGUAUGAAUUCGGACAUAAAGUGUUUAAAUGGUACGUUCUGGAGAACCGAAUCCAACACGGAACAGAGGUUGCCUCUCUGUCCGCUGGGUUUCUGUUCGAUGACAUUAAAAACUGUGAGCGGAACAGAGCUGAAAAAGCCGCGGUUCGGACAGCUGCUGAGAGUUACCGGGACGGGUCAAAGGUGAGCCAGCUGCUGGGCGGAGGUGAAGCCGGUGUGGAGAACGUAAACAAGCCUAAAAAACACUGUUAUCCUGGACUUAAGAAGGAUUUAUUUUCAAAAAGAACUCUGGUAGAACUUUCUAAGCAAAAUGUUCCUCAGUAUCGGUGCCGUGAUAAGUUCUGGAGGACUUUAUCACUCUUUUCCCGCAUUCAGAGUCCAUGUAGAGUCCAUUUGGAUACUGGAUAUCCUCAGUAUAUUAUGAUCAGGAACUACAGUGUCGACACAUCCACAUCUGAGCCCCUGUACAGAACCAAAACCGGCUACUAUGAUAUCCUAGAGGUCUCACCCACCGCCACCCAAGCCCAAAUCAAAACUGCCUACUACAAGCAGUCCUUCAUCUUCCAUCCAGACAGGAACUCCGGCAGCGAGAAAGCCACUGAGCGCUUCUCAGAGAUCAGCGAGGCCUACAUGGUUCUGGGCAACAAGGCUCUUCGGAAGAAAUACGACAGGGGCCUCUUACGCCUGUCGGACCUCACUGCCAGAGCCAGGCCCACCACCGGGGCCUCCUCUGGGGGCCAAGCCGAGCAGCAGACCGGGAGCAGGCGGUCGGUGAUGGGCAAAGACUUCAGAGAAAGAGUCUUUGACUUUGAUAAGUUCUACAAAGCCCACUACAGCGACCAGCUGCAGAGACAGAGAGACAUCCGAGUCCGAAAGGAGGAGAUGCUGAAGACGAAGCAGACCAGCAUCGGAGAAGGAAAACUGGGCAGGAUGAUGGAGAUCGGAGUUGGGAUGCUGCUGGUGUUCGCCGUGGUCAUUUUAAUGAGCACAAGUCAGUGAAAAGAGUUAGAAGGAUGAAUUAAAACUGGCUGCUGCUCGUUUCUACUUUAACUCAAAUGACCCGGAGCGACAUGCUGUAGUGUUGGUCGUUGAGACACUUGAUCACCUUCUGGAUGUUUCAUGGCGACUCUAUGUCAGUUCGUACCCACUUAUACAACCAAUGGUUUCAGGUCAUAAGGAGGUGCGGUUAUCAGAUUCCAAUAAGUAUCUGUCCUCAGAGGUCGCUCAGAGUUUUUUGGGUUUGAUCAGAGGUCUUAAUGACUCCCUUCAUAAACCCAUGUCACCUAUGCAGUGCCAUUGUAUCCUUACAACCUCCAUUUCUUAUCUGUGAACAAACCAUUACCUACCCACGCAUGUAGCAACUAAUUACCAGUUUUCUAUCUUGCUAGUUAGGCAUUUCUCAUAUAUUUCAGCUGCAAAGAAUCAGAAAAUACUCAAAUCUCUUAUAUAAUUCAGUUUAUUUGUACAAUAUUUUCUGAAGACUGUGUUUCUCACCUUAUUUCUGUUUAUUUUGGUCCUGAUCCCUGUUUGGUCCAUUUCACAGUAUAUGAACCCUGAUUAAACCAAAAUAACUGACCUUCUGCUGGUAGAUUUUAUUUACUAGAGACACACAACCAGAUUUCCUCAGAUUAGACUCUGAGUUCAUAAGAGAAAUAAUUUUUAAAUCACAGAGGUCAGGUGGGUCGGGAAUGUCCUGUGGAAGAGGGAUUCUUUUCAUACCCGAGUUGGGUACAAAACAACCAAAACUGCAAAGAUACUAAAUGGAGAAUUGACUGAAUGACUAUGAAAAUCCUAACUUUAAAGAAGAAAAAAAACAGUGGUUUAAAUAUGUUGGUUCAAAACUUAUCUUCAUGACAUUUAUUCAGUGAAAAAAAAACUUGUUUUGCUGUAAUAAAUCAGUUAUAACUUUGCACUUUGAUAGAAAACUGUUGGGUUCAGGAACAUCAUAAUUUCCACCUAAUUGGUAUUUAAACCUGUUUAACUUUAGGAAGUUUGGUGGUUGGGAUUCCUGGAUCUUGGGGCUUGAUUCACAGCAUUGGAUGGAUUAUUUCAACUGUUUGGCUUUCAUUAAGUCAUGUGUCCAUGCAGAUUAAAUUUUUAAUUCAAUGUCUAACUAUGAAAUGGAUGCAGGAUUGUAAUGAAUCUAGAAAUCUUUUAAAUGCGGGAUUGGACUGACUGUAAGGCUGAUUAUCAGAUUGUCAUUCUGAGGGAUGUGCCUUUCAUUCUCACUGUAAAUGAUAAAUGUUCUAUUGUUCCAGAUAUUUAAAAACCUUUAAGCACUA
Molecule: messenger RNA, 2345 nt
Organism: Girardinichthys multiradiatus
Lineage: Eukaryota; Metazoa; Chordata; Actinopteri; Cyprinodontiformes; Goodeidae
Exons: 1
Coding region: 31-1062 (343 amino acids)
Source: RefSeq, a predicted model, not a curated record